GCCACAGUGAGUGAGUUGAGGUUUUACAAUAUCCAACAAGCAAGCAGUUUUCAUAUUGCCUUUGUGUUUUUCUCUUCCCUUUGUUCAGAAAGAGAGUAUGGAGAUGAAACUGAUGGGUUGUUGGUCUCUGAUAGUUUUUGGGUUGGUGGUUACGGUUUUGAACAAUGCAUGUCCUGCAAAUGGGGUCACAUGCCAAGAGGCCCUAAUGACUUUGAUGCCCUGUGAGUCAUACUUGGUGGGUUCUGGCCCAGGCACUCCUGCCGUUCCUUGUUGUGCUGGUGUCCAAACCCUUGUUUCUGAGGCUACCUCCACUGAAAUCCGCAGGAGCCUCUGUGAAUGCUUGAAAAAAGCUGCAUCUGGGAUGAAGAUUGACCCAGGCAGACUUAAGGCCAUCCCCGAAUACUGCAAGGUCUCCGUUCCUGUACCUCUUGACCCCGCCGUCGACUGCAGCAAAGUUCCUCUGUUCUAAAGGGUGUGCAUGAUGAUGUUAUGAAAUAAAACUUGGAGAAUGAUUAGCUGCAAGCCAGAUGUUUUGGGAUGUGCAGAAAAUUAAUUAGUGUUUGAUUCAUUUUGUGCAUCC
This is a messenger RNA of Prunus dulcis (almond), 580 nucleotides long. RefSeq names its product non-specific lipid-transfer protein 4.1-like. Gene Ontology annotation, cellular component: membrane. The transcript is spliced from 2 exons. The coding region runs from base 98 to 469 and encodes 123 amino acids. The record is from RefSeq and is a predicted model, not a curated record. NCBI's taxonomy places the organism in Eukaryota, Viridiplantae, Streptophyta, Magnoliopsida, Rosales, Rosaceae. Gene Ontology annotation, molecular function: lipid binding. Gene Ontology annotation, biological process: lipid transport.